Prosopis cineraria is the source of this 1182-nucleotide messenger RNA. Its product is annotated as zinc transporter 3-like. Gene Ontology annotation, molecular function: zinc ion transmembrane transporter activity. The transcript has 4 exons. Lineage: Eukaryota; Viridiplantae; Streptophyta; Magnoliopsida; Fabales; Fabaceae. The coding region runs from base 2 to 1072 and encodes 356 amino acids. Gene Ontology annotation, biological process: zinc ion transmembrane transport. The record is from RefSeq and is a predicted model, not a curated record. Gene Ontology annotation, cellular component: plasma membrane.
AAUGCCUACAUUACAGUUUCAACCUAAUUCAUCAGGCAAAUUAUUCCUAAGCCUAUCAAUAAUCUUCAUCUUUCUUCUACCAAACUUGGCCUUGUCACAACUCAGCUGUGAAAACAAUAACUCACCAGAUGAUGAUCGCAAUAAUAUUUCACCUUCAGAGGCAACGAAGUACAAACUGAUAGCAAUAGCUUCAACAUUGGCUGCUAGCACAGUUGGUAUAAGCCUACCAAUAGUUGCGAAGAACUUGUCAAGCUUAAGCCCAGAAAGUUUCUUGUAUUUUACUAUGAAGGCCUUCGCGGCCGGUGUGAUUCUCGCAACUGGGUUUCUUGAUGUUCUUCCUGAUGCAUUUGAAGCCCUAGAGACUGUUAAUCGUUGCGUUGCAGAGAAGAAGAAGCCGUGGGGUGAUAAGUUUCCUUUGUCUGGUUUUAUUGCCAUGGUUGCUGCGACUGUGACGUUGAUAAUGGAGGCUUUGAUUACUGGGUACCAUAAGAGGUGUGAAUUGACGAAGGCUCAGCCUCUGAGGGAUGAAAAUGAUGAUGAUGAAGAAACUGAUCGUGGAGAACUGGGAUCAUCAGAGAGAUUUGAAUCGUCGGAUAUAUUUCGGCAUGGCUUGGUUUCUCAGAUUUUGGAGGUGGGAAUUGUCGUGCAUUCAGCGAUUAUUGGCAUGUCUCUUGGUGCGGCCAGAAGUCCUAACACCAUCAAACCUCUGAUUGCAGCACUUAGCUUUCAUCAAUGUUUUGAAGGUAUGGGACUAGGUGGCUGCAUUGCACAGGCACAAUUUAAAUGCCAAACAAUUAUAAUAAUGGUGCUAUUCUUUUGCCUAACAAUUCCAAUUGGGAUAGGCAUUGGAGUAGGCAUAUCAAAGACGUACGAUGAGAAGAGCCAAACAGCACUUGUAGUUGAAGGGGUUUUGUUAUCUGCUUCUGCAGGAAUACUCAUUUACAUGGCCCUCGUUGAUGUUCUUGCCACUGACUUCAUCUUCAACUCUCGAAUGCUAAUCACUCAACUUGGUGCUACUUCUGCACUUCUCAUGGGGCUCAUUUGUAUGUCUAUACUGGUCCAGUGGGUUUAAUUAAUAAACUUAUAUAUACAUACAUCAAUAUUAUUUAAUCGUAUAUUUUGUGUGUCACACGCGCACGCACACUGAUCGAUAAUGUACACAACCCAUACAAUCCAUCAUAA